AUGAGCGUGACAAGCGAGGAAAUCAACUACCUGAUCUUUCGAUACCUGCAGGAGUCAGGAUUCGCCUUCCAGAAUGAGUCUCAUAUCCACAAGUCGGAGUUCCGAAACGCCAAUGUUCAGCCAGGAGCACUCGUUAGCGUGCUGCAGAAGGGAUUACUGUACAUGGACCUGGAGCUUCACGUCAAUGAAGAUGGUUCUGAGCGUGAAUGCACAGGGCCUGUAGUGUUAAUUGGACCCCACCGGUGCGACAAGCAGGCCAAGAAACCAAAACGGGAGGAAAUAAUUAGCAGAGGCAGUAAACGGGAUCGCAAGGAAGGAAAGCGUUCUCAGAGGCAACAGCAAGAACAACAGAACCAGGACCGAGAGAAGCGAGCGAGGGUCGACCAAGAAGAAGACCGGGAUGAAGACCAAAUGAUGGAUACCGAUCAAGUCGAGGACAUUUCCGUCGUCGGCACGCCGGCGGAGGUGGUCGAGAACGCGGAAGUCAAAGUCAUUCCGGCAAGUGAUGCCAUUACGCUCAAAGGACAUACAGCAGACGUAUUUGUCUGCUCCUGGAACCCAACGUCACCGACAUUACUCGCCUCAGGAUCGGGGGAUGCAACAGCACGUAUUUGGCAAAUUCCAACAAAUGGAGAGGAGGCACUUUCAGAGCCGAUUGUGUUGAAGCAUUUGCCAGCCCUAACAGACAUCAAUCGGGAUGUCACCACCAUGGAUUGGAACUCGUCAGGAACACUAUUGGCAACUGGAUUCUAUGAUGGUCAGGCGCGGAUUUGGACACAGCGUGGACAGCUGCGACACUUGAUGAGCCAACAUCGCGGGCCUAUUUUUGCGUUGAAAUGGAACAAGAAGGGCAACUACAUCUUGACAGGCAGCUUGGACCACACCACGAUUGUCUGGGACACGACCACUGGCGAGGCAAAACAACAACACGAGUUCCAUAAAGGUGCAGUACUGGAUGUUGAUUGGCUGGACAACACGACGUUUGCCACAUCAUCUUCGGAUGGCAAGGUCUAUGUCUGCAAAGUAGGGAAUGCAGAACCGCUCAAAGUCUUUGAGGGCCACAAGGAUGAAGUCAAUGCCAUCCGCUGGGACCCUCUCGGGGAACUGCUGGCAUCUUGCUCCGACGACAAAACCGCAAAGGUGUGGAGUCUAACGCAAGAUGAGUGCUUAUUCGACUUGACGGCACACACAGAUGCUGUGUACGACAUGACUUGGGCGCCACGAGAGUCAUCAUCAAAGGAUCCCAGAAUGCUGGCCACGGCUUCCUUUGACACGUCCGUUCGACUUUGGGAUGCCAACAAUGGCGCCUGUCUACGUGUUCUCUCGAGGCAUAUUGAAGCAGUGUACACCGUCGCCUUCAACCCCACUGGAACCCACCUUGCAACAGGAUCGCCGGAUCAUACAAUUAAUAUCUGGAGGGUUCAGGACGGGGCGCUUGUCAAGACGUACCAAGGAGAAGGAGGAAUAUUUGAGGUCGACUGGAACAGCACAGGAGACAAGCUGGCUGCAUGUGUGGCCAACGGAACGCUGGUUGUUGCACAUAUCAAAUUGUAG
Molecule: messenger RNA, 1554 nt
Organism: Linnemannia hyalina
Lineage: Eukaryota; Fungi; Mortierellomycota; Mortierellomycetes; Mortierellales; Mortierellaceae
Source: the annotation of a GenBank genome assembly